Molecule: messenger RNA, 231 nt
Organism: Prunus armeniaca (apricot)
Lineage: Eukaryota; Viridiplantae; Streptophyta; Magnoliopsida; Rosales; Rosaceae
Source: the annotation of a GenBank genome assembly
AUGCAAUCCACGUGUCACCAGAACCGCUGCCGUCACCUUCGGUCGGAUUUAGCUCUCAUAUGGUCCUCACCUAGAGAUGCACGCAACUCCUCUGACCCGCCGGCAAAACGACGUCGUUUCCUCUUAACCGGUGUGUCGGUCAGCUUAAGACGAGUUGCGGGUGAUGAUGGAAAAAAAAUAUCGGGAAGCGGUCAUGUCCACAGAAAUCCCGAGGCGAGGGAAGAAGGGUAA